Mangifera indica (mango) is the source of this 848-nucleotide messenger RNA. RefSeq names its product NAD(P)H-quinone oxidoreductase subunit N, chloroplastic. The record is from RefSeq and is a predicted model, not a curated record. Gene Ontology annotation, cellular component: membrane. NCBI's taxonomy places the organism in Eukaryota, Viridiplantae, Streptophyta, Magnoliopsida, Sapindales, Anacardiaceae. Bases 90 to 713 code for a protein of 207 amino acids. Gene Ontology annotation, molecular function: oxidoreductase activity, acting on NAD(P)H, quinone or similar compound as acceptor. The transcript is spliced from 4 exons.
UCUUAUUUCUUAUCUUAUUUCUCCACCAUACAACGAAAAAUCAUUAUACAAACAAACAAAACUUGUGUUUCUUUUUUGGUUUGAAGAGAAUGGCGACUGUGGCAGCUGCUGCAACUUUCUUGAACUAUGGGGCACAAUCCAUUAAUAUCCAACCCACAAAAACACCUAAAUUGUGGAAUAUGAGACGAGUUGGAACAGUUAAAUGCAAUAAUAAUUUUGGAAUAGGAGAUUUCAUUGGGGGUGAUUUGAUCAAACCUGAUAUUGGGCGUUGGCUUUCAGAUGUGGAGGAGCACAAAGCUCUUGCUAUUUAUACUCCACACGAAGGAGGAUAUGAGGGCCGUUACCUAAAUCGCCUUACUUACCAGGGCUACUACUUCCUCGACCUUUCUGCUCGUGGCCUCGGUGAUCCUGAGACAACUCUAACUAAGAUUCACCCUGUUUGUCCAGCCCAUGUGGGAAAACAACCAAUAGCAAGGUGGUACUUCCCACCUGAAGUUGAUUACAGGCUUGCUGCAUUGCCCCCAAAUGCCAAAGGACUUGUGUUGUGGGUACUUGAAGCCAAGGUUCUGUCAAAGUCGGAAUUGCAGUUUCUAGCUUUGCUUCCAACACUCCGUCCAAAAGUGAAGGUCAUUGCAGAGUGUGGGAAUUGGAGAAAGUUCAUGUGGAAACCACUUAAAGAAAUUGCUGGGCUGACUACUGAAGAGCCAGUGUAAGCACUCCAUCCAAAACAACCUGUAGAUUCUCAAAGGUCUGCAGUCUGUCCUGCUAUGAGGAUACAAAAUUUUCACAUGUAAAUUGUCAAGUGUUACACAGCAAAUUUUAUAAAGGACAAAAUGAUUUUUUUUUUU